Messenger RNA from Amblyraja radiata (thorny skate), 1338 nucleotides. RefSeq names its product COP9 signalosome subunit 6 (gene cops6). Gene Ontology annotation, molecular function: protein binding; metallopeptidase activity. Bases 42 to 983 code for a protein of 313 amino acids. NCBI's taxonomy places the organism in Eukaryota, Metazoa, Chordata, Chondrichthyes, Rajiformes, Rajidae. Gene Ontology annotation, cellular component: COP9 signalosome. Gene Ontology annotation, biological process: protein deneddylation. The transcript is spliced from 10 exons. The record is from RefSeq and is a predicted model, not a curated record.
CUGGGAACGCGGCGCAUGCGCGCGGGGUGCCGCCGGGCGUUAUGGCGACGAACGGGAUGGAGGUGGAGCCGGCGGCAACGCCGAGCGUGAUGGCUUCGGGAGUGACGGGCAGCGUCUCGGUGGCGCUGCACCCGUUGGUCAUCCUCAACAUCUCCGACCACUGGAUCCGGAUGCGAUCGCAGGAAGGCAGACCAAUUCAGGUAAUCGGGGCACUGAUCGGGAAGCAAGAAGGCAGAAACAUCGAAGUGAUGAACUCGUUUGAGCUUCUCUCACACACGGUGGAGGAGAAGAUCAUCAUCGAUAAAGAAUAUUACUACACCAAGGAGGAACAAUUCAAGCAGGUAUUCAAGGACAUGGAGUUCCUGGGCUGGUAUACCACUGGUGGUCCUCCAGAUGAAUCUGAUAUCCAUGUUCACAAGCAGGUGUGUGAAAUCAUUGAAAGCCCACUCUUCCUGAAGCUAAACCCCAUGACAAAACACACAGACCUUCCAGUCAGCGUCUACGAGUCUGUCAUUGAUAUCAUCGUCGGAGAGGCCACCGUGCUGUUUGCCGAGCUGACCUACACGCUGGCCACCGAGGAGGCCGAGCGCAUCGGGGUCGACCACGUGGCCCGCAUGACGGCCACUGGCACGGGCGAGAACUCCACAGUGGCCGAACACCUCAUCGCCCAGCACAGCGCCAUCAAAAUGCUGCACAGUCGGGUGCGGGUGAUCCUGGAGUACGUAAAGGCCGUGGAAUCAGGUGAAGUGCCGUUCAACCACGAGAUCCUGCGAGAGGCCUAUGCCUUGUGCCACCGCCUGCCCGUGCUCAGCACCGACAAGUUCAAGACGGACUUCUACGAUCAAUGUAACGACGUGGGCUUGAUGGCGUAUCUGGGCACCAUCACCAAGACCUGCAACACCAUGAACCAGUUUGUCAACAAGUUCAACAUCCUGUACGAUCGCCAGGGCAUUGGCCGUCGUAUGCGGGGCCUCUUCUUCUGAGUCACUGAGACUGUUCUGUAUCCCUCCCCUGUCUCCCCGUCCCCAUCUCCGUUUCCCUCCCCAUCGGGCCUCUGUUGGGUGGGCAUGUCAGCCGCCUGAAGUCUGAGACACCCCCGUCCCCUCCCAGCUCCACUGCUACCCUCUCCCAUCAAACCACUCCCCUCCCUCCCCUCAAACUACUCCCCUCCCUCUCCCCUCAUACCUACCCCCUCCCCGCUGCCCGAGUGCUCUUUGGAGAGAGGCUGAUGCCCCCGUGCCGCUCCAGCCUCGCACGUUGUUUGCCCGCUGUUGCCCUCUGGCUCUGCUGACUCCUUGUUUGUAACAGGUUACAUCUGGCCGUGUCUGUGUGUGUGUG